Messenger RNA from Rhinichthys klamathensis goyatoka, 1624 nucleotides. RefSeq lists its product as uncharacterized. NCBI's taxonomy places the organism in Eukaryota, Metazoa, Chordata, Actinopteri, Cypriniformes, Leuciscidae. Gene Ontology annotation, cellular component: nucleus. Gene Ontology annotation, molecular function: DNA binding. Bases 14 to 1624 code for a protein of 536 amino acids. The transcript has a single exon. The record is from RefSeq and is a predicted model, not a curated record.
UUUUUAUAGAAAAAUGGCACCUGACCCAAAGAAGUCAGGAAAACUGCAGAGAAAACAGCAAGAUGAAGGAGAGCAUAAAGGAAGAAAAGGGCUGAAGAUGAAUCAGUGGAGAGAGGACCAAAUGAAAGCUGCAAUAGAGGAAUAUAAAGAGCAGGUCGGGUCAGGGAGGCCUGCGCUGCGAUUGCUCGCAAGGAAGUGGAACGUGCCAAAAACAACCCUUCAAAGACGCGUGAAAGGGCUUGUUGAGGGAUCGGAGCAUGCGUCUGGAAGAAAGCCAUUCAUCCCUGUUGAAUCUGAGCAGGAGUUAGUGCGUCUUCUCACCUUGCUUUCACAGAGAGGCUUCCCGUUGAGGAGGUCUGAUGUUCAGUCUCUUGCUUUUGAGUUUGCCAAGAUAAAUGGCAUCCGUGGGUUUUCAGAAGAGAAGCAAAAGGCGGGCUAUCACUGGUACGAGGGCUUUAUAAAGCGAAACCCAGGGCUGAAAAUAAAGAAACCAGGGGCCAUAUCACCAGCGACAAGGAUGAAUGAAGAAGAGCUGGGGAAAUGGUUUAAAAUGUACAAAAUCACCCUUGAUGCCUUGAGAAUUAAAGACGUCCCCUCACGUAUUUGGAAGUGUGAUUUAUCAGGACUACAAGACGACUUCUCCUCUCAGCAAAAUGUCGGGGAAGGAGAAGAGCCCUGCUUUCAGAUCAGAGCUGAGGAGGAAGAGGAAACUGCCACCACGGUACUAGCAGCAUUCAAUGCCAGUGGUGCAUUUGCUCCUCCGCUUAUCAUUUUAAAAGAAAAUGGGGUGAGAAGUGAGUGGUUGAACGAAUCCAUGGAAAACGUUUGCAUUAGAGCGUCGAAUAAUGGCUGGAUAACAGCAGAACUGUUUGUUGAGUGGGGCGAAAUGUUUGUGGCACAGCUCCCAAAAGAUGAAACCAGACCCCACCUUCUGCUCCUCGAUGGCCAAAGCAGCCACGUAUUCAACCUUGGCUUUUUCAAUCUAAUGAAACAAAACAACGUGGAAGUCAUAUGCUAUCCUGCACUGCAACUGGAAAACAGAGGUCUGUUUAGGAGUCUCAAACACAACUGGUGUGAAGUGAGUCGCAAGUGGAGUCCGCAAUGUGCAGGCAUGAAGUUACCCAGAGCACAUUAUUGUUCUGUUUUCACGGAAGCGUGGAAGACAACUGCAACUGUGGAAAGAGCCCAGGAUGGGUUCAGGACAACGGGGAUGUUCCCAUUGAAUGAGUUGGCCUUCAUUGAGCAUGAGCCGCCCACUGAAGACGCUGCACAUUGCAGCACAGAAAGCGGCUCUGGUGAGCCUUCAGCUGUUGAAGUGAAUUCAUUCAAAGACUUUGUGGUCAUACAAAAAUGUAGCAGGGCUACGAAGACACCCAGAGCCAAGACAAUACCACAUUUCCACAGAGACACAGAACACAUUCUUUAUAAUGAACAUUUAAAUCAAAAACCAUUUAAAACUACUUCCUGCAGGGGCUGCCUCGUAAAACACGGCGCAGAUGAUGAUCCGAAAGCUUCUGAAGCAUGGAUCCGAUGCAGCAACUGUAAGGCCUGCUACCAUGAGUCUUGUGUAGACGAGGAUGGGAUAUAUGAAUGGGUUUAUGAUGUAGAUGGUGAUGAUCAAUAA